ACUAGUUGUCGCUGCUGCCCUGUUGCGGCGACGACUCCGUGACUCCUAGUCCCUACCCAGAUCGGCGCCCGACGCAAGGCCGAGCAGGCGAUGGCCGCAGCGGCGUCAAUGGGGCACCCUUACGCGCCAGCCGAGCUGGACCUUCCGGGUUUCGUGCCGCUGAAGCUGUCCCAGGUCGAGAUCCUCGUGUCCUACCUCGGCGCCUCCGUCUUCGUUUUCCUCGCCGUCUGGCUCGUCUCCGGAAGAUGUGUCAGAUUAUCCAAGACCGACCGUCUGCUCAUGUGCUGGUGGGCAUUCACAGGGUUGACCCACAUAAUGAUCGAGGGGCCCUUCGUCUUCACUCCUGAUUUCUUCAAGAAGGAGAACCCCAAUUUCUUUGAUGAAGUUUGGAAAGAGUAUAGUAAGGGAGACUCUAGGUAUGUUGCUAGGGACACUGCAACUGUUACGGUCGAAGGGAUCACCGCUGUAUUGGAAGGCCCUGCAUCACUACUUGCUGUCUACGCUAUUGCAUCCAGGAAGUCCUUCAGCCACAUUCUCCAGUUCGCCGUCUGUCUGGGCCAGCUCUACGGAUGCCUGGUUUACUUCAUCACCGCGUACUUGGACGGCUUCAACUUCUGGGUCGGCCCGUUCUACUUCUGGGCGUAUUUCAUUGGCGCAAACAGCUUCUGGAUCUGGAUACCGAUGCUCAUCGCCAUAAGGUCCUGGAAGAAAACUUGCGCCGCGUUUCAAGCUGAGAAGGUGAAGAAGACCAAAUAAAAGCUGUCUUUAGCUACCGUUUUAUUGGAGACCGUCAUUUUGAUGGCUUAAAUUCUUGUGUUGGUUGGUACUGGAAACUGCAUGAUGUACUCUUUGCUCAAACAAAUGAAGACCGGUUUACAAAUUCAAGGAA
Zea mays is the source of this 889-nucleotide messenger RNA. RefSeq names its product sterol-8,7-isomerase. Gene Ontology annotation, cellular component: membrane; endoplasmic reticulum. NCBI's taxonomy places the organism in Eukaryota, Viridiplantae, Streptophyta, Magnoliopsida, Poales, Poaceae. Gene Ontology annotation, biological process: sterol biosynthetic process. Gene Ontology annotation, molecular function: steroid Delta-isomerase activity; C-8 sterol isomerase activity; cholestenol delta-isomerase activity. The coding region runs from base 91 to 756 and encodes 221 amino acids. The record is from RefSeq and is marked provisional. The transcript has 4 exons.